CACGUUGUGAUGAAAUGAGACGUAAACAACGUUGGUGAGUCCUGGAUGAAACGGACAAUAUUGCUACAAGACUAAGAUGGUCUAACUUACACCGAAAAUCUCAACAUGUAUGGUGACUCCAGAUAGGAAACGUGCCAGAUGUUGAUGAAAUUCGAUCCAGUGGUGUCACAUACUAAUUGACGAAGCGGCCUUUUUCCUCGCGUGCCACAUCAAAGAAACCAGAAAGAUGCUGGAGCAACUUGUGACUUUGCUGAACAUGACAGUCAUGGAUUGUCUCUCUCUGCCUCUGUGGACUCUCCUGCUAGGGAGCAUUGGUCUUGUAUGGCUGCUCUUUCAACGCAGGAGACCAUUAAAUGCGAAGAAACUCUACAAGAGCCCAGUCCAGUCUUCUGAAUCUGAAAAUAAUUUGAGGAGCAAAAACAUUGAUGACAAAAUUCUGUAUGCAGGAGUCAAGCAAAUGACGAUCAGAGUGUUGUAUGGAACUCAAACUGGAACUGCUGAGAAAUUAGCAAAAUUGUUGCACAGAAACAUCACAGAAAAGUUUGCAAAUCUGGAUGUCGCAGAGGUUAAAAAUGUGAAGAAUUUUGACCCUGAAGAUCAGCUGGCAGAAGAGGCAAGCCAGGGUAACAUUUUUGUGCUGAUUAUCUCCACUUACAUCGAUGGCCAGCCACCAGAUGGUGCUGCCUGGUUCUGUAAAUGGCUGAAAGAAGCAUCAUCAGACUUCAGAGUUCAGAAAACUUUAUUGAAGGGUUUGAAAUUUGCUGUCUUUGGCUUGGGAAAUUCUCUGUACGAAGGGAAUUUUAAUGCGGCUGGGAGAAACGUAGACGAGUGGCUGAGUUCACUGUCAGCAUCUAGAGUUACCCCCCUUGGGGUAGGAGAUGAAAACGUAACAAAAAGUCAGCAUGGAGGUAUAGAGGCUGACUUCGUUGCCUGGAAGCAAAAACUUUUAUCACAAAUAUCUCACUUGAUACAAAAUGGUGAAAAAGAAGAAUCUGCGAUAGAGAAGGCGUGCUGUGGCGGAGAGCAUUCAGACUGUCAGUGUGAACAACAGGAGAAAGAGGAGGUCAUGACCUCUGAGGAUGAGGACAUGGAGGAUGCAGAUCUGACCUCACAGGGAGAAGGACUGGUUGACCUUGAGGAUCUUGGAGGAGUCCUCAAAUCUAUGAAAUCCAACAAGUCACAAGCUGAGAAAUCUGAAAAGCCAAGGGAGAUGAUAACGCCCAUUCUGCGACAGUCGCUUGAGAAACAAGGUUAUCGUCUGAUUGGCUCUCACUCUGGAGUGAAGUUAUGUCGCUGGACAAAGUCGAUGUUACGUGGCCGAGGAGGCUGUUACAAACACACGUUUUACGGGAUUGAGUCUCACCGCUGCAUGGAGACCACGCCCAGUCUGGCCUGUGCUAACAAGUGUGUCUUCUGCUGGAGACAUCACACAAAUCCCGUGGGAACAGAGUGGAAGUGGAAGAUGGACGAACCAGAAAUCGUGUUCCAAGGGGCGUUGAGCAACCAUGUCAAGAUGAUCAAACAGUUCAGAGGUGUUCCUGGUGUGAAACCUGAACGUUUUGCAGAGGGUCUGGAGCCCAAACAUUGCGCCCUCUCUCUGGUCGGCGAGCCCAUCAUGUACCCAGAGAUAAACCGCUUUGUGGACAUGCUUCAUGACAAGGGCAUCUCUACUUUCCUGGUCACCAAUGCUCAGUUCCCAGAGUCUAUCAGAAAUCUCUCUCCAGUGACUCAGCUGUACGUCAGCGUUGACGCCAGCACCAAAGAGAGUCUCAAGAAGAUUGACCGACCUCUAUUCAAAGACUUCUGGGAUAGGUUCAUAGAUAGUCUGAAGGCCCUUUCAGACAAAGGGCAGAGAACUGUGUACAGACUUACUCUGGUGAAGGCAUUUAACACAGAGGAAUUGGAGGGCUAUGCCAAGCUUGUGACCUUGGGAAACCCAGACUUCAUUGAGGUUAAGGGAGUGACAUACUGUGGAGAGUCCAAGGCCUCUACUCUCACCAUGAAGAACGUGCCCUGGCACGAGGAUGUGGUUACCUUUGUCCAGCAGCUGGCAGCCAUGUUACCUGGUUACGAGAUCGCGUCUGAACAUGAACACUCCAACUGUAUACUGCUGGCGAAUACAAAGUUUAAGGUCAAUGGCGAAUGGAGAACCUGGAUUGACUACCCAAAGUUUCACGAACUUCUGCAAGAGUACAAAAAUAGUGACGGUCAGAGGACGUUCUCUGCAGAGGACUACACGGCACCCACCCCCGACUGGGCAGUGUUUGGAGCAUCCGAGCAGGGAUUUGACCCUGCAGAGACCCGAUUCUACAGGAACAAACAGAAAGGGACGAGCGGAUCAUAGCUAACCUGAUCAUGAUAUACUGUGAAUACUAUAAAUAGGUAAAAAGUUGAAUGUUCUGAUGUGGAGAACAAGUAUAAGAAAUAAAACAAGGAAAUCUUUUCAUAUUUCUGCAUCAUUGUAUUCCAACUGCAGCUGCAAGCUUUUGGUCUCAUCAGGAAUAAUGUUGACCCAGGAACCUCUCACCAGUGCUGUCGCUGUGAGUUCCCAGUUCAGCUCAUGCUGGCUUCCUC
Messenger RNA from Liolophura sinensis, 2574 nucleotides. Its product is annotated as S-adenosyl-L-methionine-dependent tRNA 4-demethylwyosine synthase TYW1-like. The coding region runs from base 227 to 2344 and encodes 705 amino acids. The record is from RefSeq and is a predicted model, not a curated record. Gene Ontology annotation, biological process: wybutosine biosynthetic process. Gene Ontology annotation, molecular function: catalytic activity; 4 iron, 4 sulfur cluster binding; FMN binding. The transcript has 15 exons. Lineage: Eukaryota; Metazoa; Mollusca; Polyplacophora; Chitonida; Chitonidae.